GCAGUUUGGGAGAACAUGGCCCGCAUGUGUGUGAAGACCCAAAGGCUGGAUGUGGCCCGAGUCUGUCUGGGGAACAUGGGCCAUGCCCAAGGAGCCAAGGCAUUACGAGAGGCUGAACAAGAGCCAGAGCAAGAAGCCAGGGUUGCCAUGUUGGCAAUCCAGCUGGGCAUGCUGGAAGAUGCGGAGCGACUGUACAAGCAGUGCAAGCGCUAUGACCUCUUAAACAAGUUCUACCAGGCCUCCAACCAGUGGCAGAAAGCCAUGGAAGUUGCCGAGGCGCAUGACCGUGUCCACUUGCGCACUACCUAUUACAAUUACGCCAAGCAUUUGGAAGCUACCGCUGACCUCAGUCUUGCGCUCACCUAUUAUGAAAAGUCAGACACACACAAAUUUGAGGUCCCACGGAUGCUUUCUGAAGAUUUACAGGCCUUGGAGUCUUAUGUCAACAAGAUGAAAGAUAAGGGCUUGUGGAAGUGGUGGGCACAGUACCUGGAAGGUCAGGCAGACAUGGAAGCAGCUUUGAAAUAUUACGAACUGGCUCAAGACUACUUCUCCAUGGUCCGGAUUCACUGUUUCCUGGGCAACAUCCAGAAGGCGGCUGAUAUUGCAAAUGCUACAGGGAACUGGGCAGCCUCCUAUCAUGUUGCCCGCCAGUAUGAGAGCCAUGAUGACAUCAAACAAGCCGUACACUUCUAUACCAGAGCCCAAGCUUUUAACAACGCUAUCCGACUGUGCAAGGUAUUGUCGACUCACCCGUCAUCCCAUCUUGGAGCAUUGUGCUUUAACUAAGAGCAGUGGUGGAUGCAUUUGGCCACAACACCUCCUAUAAUACCUGUAAUACUUCCAGAAAAUGAAGAUUUGCAGGGCUGAAGAUUUGAA
This is a messenger RNA of Anolis sagrei ordinatus, 879 nucleotides long. The record is from RefSeq and is a predicted model, not a curated record. NCBI's taxonomy places the organism in Eukaryota, Metazoa, Chordata, Lepidosauria, Squamata, Anolidae.